Molecule: messenger RNA, 1935 nt
Organism: Neurospora tetraspora
Lineage: Eukaryota; Fungi; Ascomycota; Sordariomycetes; Sordariales; Sordariaceae
Product: multicopper oxidase-domain-containing protein
Exons: 10
Coding region: 1-1935 (644 amino acids)
Molecular function (GO): oxidoreductase activity; copper ion binding
Source: RefSeq, a predicted model, not a curated record
AUGCUCUCCAAGGUUUGUAUUGUCGGCUUGCUCGAAGCCCUGACGGUCCUCAAUGCUGCCGCUGCGACUCCUUUGGCGAAGAGAGACUCGUCAUGCAAUACUCCAGAAAACCGGGCGUGCUGGGCAGCUGGUUUCGACAUCAUGACGGACUAUGAGGAGAAGACACCAUUAACCGGCCGUACCGUGAAUUACACGCUUGUCCUUGAGCAGUAUGAGAGCUAUACUGGUCCGGAUGGUGGCAUCAAGCAUGAUGCGAUGCUGUUUAAUGGCUCCUUCCCUGGUCCAACCAUUACCGCAGAUUGGGGUGACUGGAUCAACGUCACUGUGAUUAACAAGCUUCUGACCAAUGGCACAUCCAUUCACAUGCAUGGCAUCAAUAUGCGGAACAACAACAUCAAUGAUGGCGUCAAUGGUGUCACUGAGUACCCGAUCCCACCGAACGGAACAAAAUCCUACCUGUUUUUGGCCGACCAGUACGGAACUACUUGGUACCACUCUCACCACUCGUCACAAUACGGCAACGGUGUUCUUGGCCCUCUGGUGCUCAAUGGACCGGCAAGUGCCAACUAUGAUGUUGACUUGGGCACCUUCCCCAUCAAUGACUGGUAUUACGACUCAGCAGAUCGGAUCUUAUCCCGACUACAGGCCCUUAAUCCGCCCGCUGCCGACAACAUUUCCUUCAAUGGCACCAAUGUCAACCGGACUGAUAUCACUAAGGGAAAGUACGCGAAGGUGCCCCUGGUAUUGAAUCCGCCCGCUGCCGACAACAUUUUCUUCAAUGGCACCAAUGUCAACCGGACUGAUAUCACUAAGGGAAAGUACGCGAAGGUGCCCCUGGUAUUGAAUCCGCCCGCUGCCGACAACAUUUUCUUCAAUGGCACCAAUGUCAACCCGACUGAUAUCACUAAGGGAAAAUACGCGAAGGUGGUAUUGACUCCUGGGCUGAAGCAUAUGCUUCGGUUGAUUAACCCCAGCGUGGCUUAUGCGUUCACAUUCUCCAUCGUAGGACACAACUUCACUGUCAUAGCCAACGAUCUCGUGCCUCUUAAUACCACCCACCCGAACACCACGUCUGAAGAAGAAAUCACCAGUGACCCCGGUAACGGCAACUACUGGAUCAACGCUACCCAACCCACCAAUGGAGUUUGUGGGAAUUUCAACGGAAAGCCUGCGGCUAUUCUGAGCUACGACUUGUACCCGAAUGCGUCUGACCAACUUCCGAUUGUUGAUGGACCAGUGCCGGAAGAUUUGCGCUGUGAAGAUACCACAGACUUUCGGCCCGUCGUGGCCCGCGAUAUCCCCCCGAGCGAGUUCAGUAUUUCUCCAUCAAACACGCUCCCGGUUCAUCUCGAGUUGCGCGACGACACAAAUCAGACUAAAGUUUUCUGGACCGUCAAUGAUAUCGCCCUCAACGUCAGCUGGGAAAAACCUAUUUUGGAAUUUGUCCGAGAAGACAACACCUCAUGGCCUUAUGAUGAGAAUGUGCUGGAAAUUCCCCCCGACAGCGAGUGGAGCUUUUGGCUUAUUGAGAGCGAAUUUAACUAUCCUCACCCCAUGCAUCUACACGGCCAUGACUUCGUCAUCCUCGGCAGGUCUCCGGCACUCGACGGCCCAACCCUGAACAACCCCAUGACGCCAGUCCGGCAUUUCGACCCUGUCCUUGACACUCCCCAUCUGAACUUCACGAACCCGACACGGCGCGAUGUCACAAUGUUGCCCGGUAAAGGCUGGCUGAUUGUGGCCUUCCGAAACGACAAUCCGGGAGCUUGGUUGUUCCAUUGCCACAUUGCCUGGCAUGCCAGUAUGGGGUUGAGCGUGCAGUUCCUCGAAAGAAAGGACGAAAUCAAGGAAAAGAUGGACCUGAACUUGCUCGUACCCAACUGCAAGGCCUGGCAAGCCUACAUCGACACUAACCCCCCUUGGCAUCCAAAGUAA